Biomphalaria glabrata is the source of this 8455-nucleotide messenger RNA. Its product is annotated as regulatory-associated protein of mTOR-like. Gene Ontology annotation, molecular function: protein binding; protein-macromolecule adaptor activity. Gene Ontology annotation, cellular component: TORC1 complex; cytoplasm. Gene Ontology annotation, biological process: regulation of autophagy; positive regulation of cell growth; cellular response to amino acid stimulus. NCBI's taxonomy places the organism in Eukaryota, Metazoa, Mollusca, Gastropoda, Planorbidae. The record is from RefSeq and is a predicted model, not a curated record. The transcript has 34 exons. Bases 166 to 4068 code for a protein of 1300 amino acids.
GGUUGGGGGGGGGGUGCUACGCCCAUGUAUACUAUAGAGUAUAGUUUUCUAUUAUAGACCUUUAUUGACCAGAUAGAUAUCUUCUACAGUACACUACAGUCAGUACUAGUCUACAGUUCUAGUAACUUACUAACUAGAAGAGUUAGAUCUUCUCUAUAACAGACUAUGGCAGCUAAAAAUACUGUCAGUACAGAAAAUGGGGAGAUUUUUGAUGAAAGUGAAGGAGAGUUAGUAGAUUCACAGCUACCAGUUGCUUGUCAUGAAAAGCGUCACUUUGGCAAUAUAGAAGGAUCAAAACUUUGUUUGCAAUGCUGGAGAAUGAAAGAAAGGAUGAAAACAGUCAGUGUUGCUCUAGUACUUUGUUUAAAUGUUGGUGUUGAUCCUCCAGAUGUGGUCAAGAUUUCUCCCUGUGCUCGAAUGGAAUGCUGGAUAGAUCCUCACACCAUGAGUCCACAGAAGGCACUAGAAACCAUUGGCUCCAAUCUACAGAAGCAGUAUGAGAGAUGGCAGCCUAAAGCUCGAUACAAGCAAUCCCUUGAUCCAACAGUAGAAGAAAUGAAAAAAUUGUGCGUUUCUUUAAGACGAAAUGCAAAGGAGGAAAGAGUGCUUUUUCAUUAUAUUGGUCAUGGUGUUCCAAAACCUACUUCUAAUGGAGAAAUUUGGGUUUUCAACAAGAGUUACACUCAGUACAUUCCCUUGUCUCUGUAUGACCUACAAAUCUGGAUGGGUAGUCCCUCCAUCUAUGUUUUUGAUUGUUCCAACGCUGGUAUCAUCAUAGAUCUUUUCAAAACCUUCACAACGCAGAGAGAACAGGAGUCUGCACAGACAACAGCUGCACAGAUUAACACAGAACAAAGUGUUCCUUCCAGUAUAAAAAACAGCAUUCUGUUAGCAGCUUGUGGAUCAACAGAGAAUCUACCAAUGAAUCCAGACCUCCCUGCAGACUUAUUUACUUCCUGUUUAACAACUCCUGUUAAAGUGGCAUUACGAUGGUAUGUUCUUAAUAAUAGAAGCCUUGUCCCUGGUCUUACUAUGGACAUGGUUGACAAAAUACCUGGCCAGUUGAGUGACAGAAGAACAAUGUUGGGAGAAUUGAACUGGAUCUUUACUGCUAUUACUGACACUAUAGCAUGGAAUUUAUUGCCUAGAGAAUUAUUUCAAAAGUUAUUUCGACAAGAUCUUUUAGUUGCCAGUUUGUUCAGAAAUUUUCUUCUUGCUGAACGAAUCAUGAGGUCUUACAAUUGCAUCCCAAUCUCCAGCCCCAAGUUACCUUCUUCACAUCAACACUAUAUGUGGCAAGCUUGGGACCUGGCUUUAGACUUGUGCCUACAGCAGCUAACUUUGAAGCCUAUUAGUCCAGAUGGUAUGACUUUUAUUCAUAGCCCAUUUUUUGCUGAGCAAUUAACAGCAUUCAAAGUGUGGUUAGACUAUGGUACUGAAUCACGACGACCUCCAGAACAGCUUCCUAUUGUGUUGCAGGUGUUACUGAGUCAAGUUCAUAGAGUUCGGGCGUUAGAUUUGUUAGGAAAGUUUCUGGAUCUUGGAUCAUGGGCAGUCAACUUGGCACUUUCAGUUGGUAUCUUUCCUUAUGUUUUAAAAUUGCUACAAAGUUCAGCCAAGGAACUCAGACCACUUCUUGUCUUUAUAUGGGCCAAAAUUCUGGCAGUUGAUCCAUCCUGUCAAACAGACUUAGUCAAAGAUAGUGGACAUAAAUAUUUUCUGGGUUUGUUAUCUGAAACCACUGCAGCUCCGGAACAUAGGACAAUGGCAGCAUUUGUCAUGGCAAUCAUUAUGAACAAUUAUGCCCCAGGAAGGGAAGCAGCACUGAAAGACAACACCAUUUCAACAUGCCUUGAGCAGUUAAGUGAUCCAAAUGCUCAUCUUAGACAGUGGUUGGCUCUCUGCUUGGCCAAGGUGUGGACUAAUUUUGACAAUGCUCGUUGGUGUGGUGUACGAGACCGUGCACAUGAAAAGCUCUCCAAGCUUUUGUCUGACCCUGAGCCUGAGGUAAGGGCAGCAACCGUAUUUGCUUUAGGAACAUUUGUGUCUAGAUCUCCAGAUCGUACAGAUCAUUCAGUAGCUGUAGAUGUAAACGUUGGAAAUCUUCUGGUUACCUGUAUCACAGAUGGAAGCCCACUGGUCAGGAAGGAGCUUGUUGUGGCCUUUGGUGGGUAUGUGUCUGUAUAUAUCUCCCAAUUUGUAAAUCUUGUCAAAAGAAUCCAAGAGGAAGAGAAAGAGAGAAUGGCUAUGUCUCUUGACAUGGCCAGUAUGUUUGCUCCUCCAAGACCAGUUGAUAGUUUUGCAAGUGGUGGAAUGAGACGGAGUCAAUCUCGCGGAAGCUUUAAAAGCUUAACUACUUCAUAUGUUAUUGUCAGAAGAAGAUCACGGAUUUGCAGUCUUUCUGAAUUUUCUGCAUCGAGUCAUCAGCUGUCCACCAUGACAACCUCACCAAGUACGGACAGUUUAGGAGACGAGCGACUUGUGAUACGUCGUGUCUCAUCAGGGGCUUCUAUCACAGGUCAUACAUUUGUAACAGUGUAUUCCUCCAUGUGGCAGGCCUUGAAUGAACUGGCAGCUGAUCCUCACCCCCAGGUUGCUGUCAUGGCAAAAAGUGUUGUUGAUGCUGUCAAGAAGAAGGCUUCCACAACAGCACGUCCAAGACAAGUAGUCCAAGCUGUGGUCACACAAAACAAUCAUUCUAUAGCAUCUAGUCCUUCCAGACCUGCAAAUAUGCCAUUAGGCACUCCGCCUCAGAACAUGAUGAAUGCCAGCAGUAAUCAGUAUUCUAUUAAUCAUCCUCCUAGAAAAGUUUUUGAAAAAAUUCCAAGCAGUACACAGUUGGAAGAAAAUAAAGAGGAAGACAACUCUUCAAUUACAGACAAAGUGAACACUCAGUUCUUUGAGUGGAGCUGUCGGUACUUCUCAGAGUCACUCAUGUGCUUGAAAAAAGAUCAUGAUCCAGAGAGCAAAGCAUAUCAUCAAAGGCAGUAUAGAUUUUUGCGCAACGCCAGAAUAAGGUCACAAGGGAGAGAACAGAUGAGGGCAGGAGUAAACAGACUAGAUGAUCAGAUGUUUGUGAAUAGAGUCAACGCCGUGCCAACUGCUAUUAAAUUUCAUCCUUAUGAAAAUUUUCUGGCUGUAGCUGAUAGUUACAAUGUUUCGUUUUGGGAUUUAGAACAAGGAACAAAGGUUUCUGAACUGACCAAUCCUGCUGCUCUUGAGAGGGCCUCUCAGCCAUUAUUCCGUGCUAGCCGUAUUACUUCCAUAGACUUCAUGAAUCCACAUGAUAUAGCACUUUUUAUGUUUUGUACAGAGGAUGGAGCCAUUCGAAUCUAUAGAAAUUUUCUCUCAUUAAAUGAGUAUGAGCGAGAGCUAGUAACAGCAUUUAAAGGACUUUCUGAAAUUUUGCCUUCUGAAAGAGGUUCUGGCCUAGUGACAGAAUGGGAACAAGAAACUACUACACUAAUUACAUCAGGCAAUGCAAGGAUUAUACGUUUAUGGGACAUGCAAAAAGAAACUAAAAUUUGUGAUAUCAGCACAGGCGCAGACAGUUGUGUUACCAGCUUAGCUUCUGAUCCUCUUGGUAAAUCAUUGCUUAUCGCAGGUUGUGGUGAUGGUUCAGUAAGACUGUUUGACAGAAGGCUCAACCCAGCAGAGUGUCGUGUCAUGACACUGAAAGAGCACAACUCCUGGGUACUUAAAGUUCAUCUACAGAGAGGAUCAGAGGGAAAAAUAGUCAGUGCUUGCUGUGAUGGAGAUAUACGUUUUUGGGAUCCAAGGUUUACAGACUCAGUUCGUAAAUUUAACACUCCAACACCGUUAUCAUCUGUGGAUAUACAUCCUAGGGCAGACAUAAUAGCUUGUGGUUCUACUAACCAAUGUAUGACAGCCUACAGUCCGACUGGAACAGUUUUGAGUACUGUUAAAUACCAUGAAGGUUUCUUAGGGCAAAGAAUUGGUAACGCUAGCUGCAUGUCAUUUCAUCCUUACUUGGUCAAAUUGGCAACUGGUAGUGCUGAUUGUUUCGUCUCUAUUUACACCACAGCAAGAAAUAUUCCACCAUUAUGAUUGGGUUCAUUUUAGCUACUUAUUGUAAAAUUGUGGAUAAUAAACACUGAAAUCAAUGGAACUGUUGCAAUAAAAAAAAAACUAAUAAUUUGCUGGCAAAUACUAUGGAAAAUGGGGUAACAAUAUUGUUACUAUAUUAGACUUAAAUUAUGUUUAGUUUGAUAGUGUUGAAUGUGUUUGUUUAAAUACUCUUAGGUUAUGUGUUGAUUAUUAAUUGAUUUAUUUUCAAUGAUUAAAAAAAAAAACACCUGCAUUUAGCUAGUUCAUUUCUUCGUGAUGCUACUGCAGAGUUCUUGUGAUGGUUGUUUUCCAAAUGUCUUGAAGUCUUAUGUUUUUAUCUGAACACACAAUUGUCUAUGAAUAGAAAGCAAAUUAUUAUGCAAUAUCUUUUGUUGUGUUCAUUUGACCAUGACCUAAGUGUUUAUCAUGGUUGACAUCUUUUGUCGUAAUAUUAAGCAUGUAGAAUAGAAUUUCCCUGUUUUGAUUUCAGUACUUAGCUAUUGACAACAUUCAUGCUGUUGUUUGCUUUGUAACAAAUUGUUUUUUUUUUUAUGUUGUUGGUGAUUUUCAACAAUCUUAAGUUACAAUGUCAAAUAAAAUACAGCUUAAAGUCAGCAUAUUAGGUUUAUUUCUCAUGUAUGAGUCCAAGAGGGCUCUUUGAACCAAAAUCAGGAGGCAUUAAAAAUCAAGGCAUUAAGUUUGGAAGAUUUAUAAGAAAUAAAAGCAUUUAGCAUUAUUUCUAUAAUUUAGAGGUGCUGCUUUACAAGUGAGAUUUCAUUUUAUGAUAAAAAUGUAGCUGUUUUUUUUUUUUUGUUCACUUAGUCAUAAUUGAUCAUUGUGUGUUCUAUUGUUUAGUAACAUGCAAGAUUUGUUUAUGUACUUUUUUAAAACAAUAUUUUGAAUAUCUUCAUUGAUGUAUUGGCAUUUGUUGUAGUUGUGUUCAGUUGCAUUUUUAUGUUCUUGUCACUUGAUCUGACCUUAAAAAAAACCCAAUAAAAUAGGAAUCUUUAAUGAAGACUUGUAUCAUCAAUAAGCAAUUAAUUUGAUCCAGACUUCUAUCCUAUUAAUCUUUCAAAGUGUUGUUUCAACACAGAUGUUUAUUUAUAUGACAAUAGUAUGACAUCUGUUUCAUUCCUUGUAGUUCAGAAUUAGUCUUCCAUAUUGGCAUAUUAGACAAAGUCUAAUCAGAACAUUUUUGUAAAGAACUUAAGAUAUGAAGAGGUAUCAAAGAAAAUGUUUAAAAAUGGUUUUCCUGAGAGGAUAAUUGAACCAGUGCAAAAUUUGGUAUAAGUAAUUAGCAACUUUUUCUAACACAUCUUUAACAUUGACAUAUUAAAUGUAAUAGUCAAUAAGAAAAUUUAGAGGAGUUCCAUUAGAUCUAGAGAUGACUAAUCAAUAACAUUAACUUUAGGAUUGAUCUUGUUUAUUCAUUUGUGCACCUUUCUUAUUUAUUGAAACAUCUUUAAAAAGUAAUACUGAGAAAGUUAUUUUGACUAUCUUUGCAAAAUUUUUUUCUCUCUUUGCACUUUUCACUCAUUUGGCUUGGUGUCUAUGAAAACAUAUUCUUUCUUUUGAAAUAAACACAAAUACAGUUUUGUUUAAGGAAGCUACUCAAAAUGAUUAAAUAUGAUUUACUAUGAGUGCUAAGGAAUUUUUUUUUACCGUACGUUGUAAAAUAUAUAAAAUUGUAAUUAAUGUACAAUUAGGGUGUGCAUCAGUUAAAUAACAAAUUAAAGAAUACCUGAAAAGCCUCUGUUUAUAACUUUUGUAUAAUAUGUCAGCUGUAAUAUUUCUCAUGUAAAAUUAUUUCUUAAAUUUUUUUUUUUAAAUAAGUCCAAUGACUUAAAUCUUUUAUCAAAAAAAUGCAUGAACAAUUGUCCGAUAUUUUCAAUGAUGAUGUAUCUUUAGUAGUAUGAAGGGAUAAAUUUACUAUAGAUAAUUUUUCUUAAGAUUUGUUUAAGUUUUUUGUCCACACACAGGAAAACUACAAAGAUAGUUAGGAUGUUAAAAGACAUCUAAUUAGAAUAUCCGCUGUUCUUUAUGCUAAAAUUAUGUUGACCAGUCUGACCUUUUCAUUUGCUGCUAAAGAAAUUGUGAGUUGGACAAGUCCUGCUUUUUAUUUUCCUAUCAUUACAACUUUUGUAACAUAUAUAUUUCACCUAAUGAAUUUUUUAAUCUAUAUAUCACUUGACUAAUAUCCAAUGUCAUUUUUUUUUAAUUUUCUUUUGAAUCCUAAUUGCUUUAUGUCAUCCUUUAUUUGUCUUGUGUUAUCUGGUAUUAUUUAGUUACACAUUCAUCUAGGACUUUGUCAAGUCUCCAUUGAACUAAGUUGUCAAUUACUGUGAUAUAAUUAUUUGUAGUAGUCUUUCAACAGUAUGCUUACCAAAACAAUAUGUUUUAUGCUCAUCACUUCCUAGACAAUUAAUAGAUGAAUUGUUCUCAUAAAAUUAAAUAAUCUUUUUGUUUAAAAGAUCCUAUCUAUUGUUGUAUUAAAAUAUGUAUUCCAGUUAUCCUGUGGCACAUAAAAGUUAUUUUAUGUUCUCACAUUAUGUAAGUUUAGGGAACAUUCAAUUUGUUUUUCUUUUGCAAUAAUGAGUUAUAAUGAAGUGUUAAAUGUAUGGGAAACAAUAAAUAGAGUAACAGAUAAAACAGUGAAUGGCUUGUUCACUUUUUAAAUUUUCUUUACCAGAGAGAAUUGUUUUGCAAAAUUGGCUAAAUUAUUUUCUUUAGUUUCUAAAUUGUGUUAUGUUGAAAAGGUGUCAAUUUUAAUGUUUUUCCCUUUUUAGCUUUCUAAUGAAAUCUGUUCCUAUGCUCUAAGUCAAUGAUUUUAAAAUAUUCACUAAUAAGAAAAAAAAAAAAAAGAAAUCAGAAUUUACAAUUUUGUUCAUGUUGAAGUCAUAAUUCAUGUUUGUUCCUGUAAGUCUUUUAAGUGUUUUGUCUUCAAUAAAGCAUUGUUUAAAGAUUAAUUUCUGUUUGAAUGUUGAUAUUUAAUUGUUGUUGUUUUUCUUUAGAUCAAAUCAGAUCUAUUUAUUACUGUUUUUUUCUCUUUUAAAAAUAAAGCUAAGAUGAAAAAUAUAACUAAUAUACUAUCCAUCCAAUAUUCUCUAAGAAAAACAAUAAGAAACAUAUUCUUUGUGUAGGCAUUAGUCUCUCAUAGACCUAUUUAGUAAAUGAACAUGCACAAUGGAAACCUUUGUGUGAACUACCAUGUGGUUACUAAGAUGUGUCUGUUAGAUCAUGUUGGAUAAAUAACAAAGAUUUAAAUCUAAACUUUAAAAAAAAGAAAUGUCUUAUUUCCAUGGAUUAUGAUGAGCCACUAUUUUGCAUAUAAGGGUCCCACAAUUGUAAACAGCUUCAAGUUGCUAAUUCAAUUGAGACAUAUCACAGCACAUUAGAUAUUAACUUUUUUUUUUCAUUACUACUCAUAUUAGAAAACUAUUGAUCACAUCUCUGGAUUCUGAAAGUUUGUGGACUUAUAACCUCUAUUUUUUUAAUCAUGCAUCUUUUUAUUUGCUUCACUGGUUGAAUUUUGUCACAAAACAAAAGUGUAUAUUUCUUAACAUUAUUUAUUAAGAGUAUUGUUUUUACAAAUAAUAUUCAGGAAAGAUAUUGAUUUAACUAAAGAAAGCAAAUGAAAAUAUUAUUUAUUUACUUGGAUUAUGUUAUCAUUUUUUUAACGAUUACCAUACUUUUCUUGUUUUGUUUUUUUUAUCUUAAUGAAUUAUUUAAAUGUUUUUAGAAAUUUUAUUUCAAUAAAUGCAAUAUUCAUCUAUGAAAAUUUAAAAUAAUUAUCCUUUGUGCAUGUUUUUAUUUUCAAGUUCUGUUCUAAAUAAUUUGCAUUUAUAAUAAGAAAAUCUUGUGUAUAUUUUGUAUGUUUAGUUUUUUUUUGUAGUAACUGAAUUAAGACUUAAAGAUUAUGUGCCAAUGCUAAAAAUUGUAAAUAAUGAUAACCAUUAAGUAUAGAUUAACUAUAAUCAAAGAUUUAGUUUUCAGAUAUUAAUUUUUUGAUGUAUGUGUGUCAUUGUUACUUUGUGAAUAAAGUUUUUGAUUUUCUUUGUAUGCUGUCGCCCUAGUGAGUAUCUUCUGUACUGGCUUCCUAUCCAAUGAGCACACACACAUGCUUGUUUUUAAUUUUUUUUUUUUUUUUGGCAAUUGUUUUACUGAGUUUAUUAAGUUAAUUUCUCAGGAAACUUUUUUUUUUCUUCUUUUGUGUCUUUUUACUUCAUAACCACUCAGUCUUGUAUUCUUUAUUUCCCUAUGACUCUUGUACUUAUGACAUUUUGUUUCCUAAAUUAGGAGAGUGAGAGAGUAAUUGGUUUCUUUAAAUGUAUAUACAUACUUUUGUAGUGUAUAAAGUCAUGGAAAAUAAAACCGGAUUCUUUUACUA